AUGCACCGCUCCUUGCUGGCCCUCGCCGGCCUUGUGCCGUCGCUGUGCGGCGCCUCGGUCGUCCGUCCUCGUGACCGGCCGGCCGGCGUCCCCGACGUCGGCGCCCCAGUGUCGCCUCGGAUCACAACAGCCCCCGUCGCCCACGUUCGUGGCUUGCCCGGCCUCCUCCGCGGCAUUCAUGACGUCGACCGGCGGGCCGCCGCCGACAGCGUGCCCGCCUGCGCCGCGCCGUGCAUCGAGAGCGCCCUCACCGACGACACGACGUGCAGCGCGCACGACGUGGCGUGCGCCUGCGAGUACCAGAACGCAGUCGCCAUUGAGACGGCCGCGUUGUCGUGUGUCGAGUCGGCGUGCGGCUACCUGGGGGCGUUUAGCGCGUGGGUGACGCUCGAGAGCAUUUGCGCGACGUAUGCGUACACGGACGCGUUCACCAACGCAUACACGGUGCCAGGUGGGAAGGCAACCGUGGCCAAGACCAACGGGGACGGCGCCACCAAAACGGCGCCGGGCGGCAGUGAUGCAGGGGCGACGACGACUGUGACGGCCGGUGCAGGCAGUUCUGGUUCUGGUUCUGGUUCUGGUUCUGCCUCUGGCUCGGACACUGACUCUGUCUCGUCCUCCUCAAAUGGCCUCUCCAAGGGCGCGAUCGCGGGCAUUGCUCGCAACAACCCACUCUCUGCUGACGGGGCUGCGGCCGCCACGACGUCAGCGCUGUCGCACCCGCCGGCUGGCGGUCCAUCGGGCAAAGGCAGCGCCGCCAAUGCCAGUGACGGGCCCCUGCGUGCUGCUGCUGUCCCCGUCUCGGGCGCUACUGCCGCUGUUGCCGUUGCCCUCCCGGCCGUCCAGAACGAACUCGACGGCAAGUCGUCUGCGGUUGUCUCGACCGUUGGCUCGACGCUGACGCCGCCGGCACCGUCUGCCAGUCCGGCCAGUCCGGCCAGUCCGGCCAGCGUGCCGACAGUAGGUCAGACGCCCACGCCCCAGCUGUAUGACCAGAGCGGCGUGCCUCUGGAUGCGGCCGCCCAAUACGCCCAACAGCACCCGCAGUAUGGAGCGGCUGCCGCCCCGCCCUACAUUGUCCAAGGGUACAGCAUUGCCCCUGGCCAGGCGCCGCAGCCGCAGACCGUCGUGGCACCGGCCGGCUAUGCGGCUGCUCAUCCAAGCCUGCCCGUGACGGGCGUCGUCUACCAAGAAGCGCCGGCCGGCAUUCCGCAGGCGCAGUACCCGCACGAGCCGCCUGGACAAGGGGCAGGGGCCGAUGCUGCAGACGUGGCAUCGCCGGUACCGCAGCAUGUCGUGCCCGUGGCCGUGGGACCGUCGGCGGCGUUGCCUGUGGCGGCGGCAUCCUCUACAGCAACACCGAUACACGAGGCGCCGACGCCUCCACAGGCGUGA
Messenger RNA from Sporothrix brasiliensis 5110, 1395 nucleotides. RefSeq lists its product as uncharacterized. Lineage: Eukaryota; Fungi; Ascomycota; Sordariomycetes; Ophiostomatales; Ophiostomataceae. The transcript is spliced from 3 exons. The coding region runs from base 1 to 1395 and encodes 464 amino acids. The record is from RefSeq and is a predicted model, not a curated record.